Molecule: messenger RNA, 2748 nt
Organism: Dioszegia hungarica
Lineage: Eukaryota; Fungi; Basidiomycota; Tremellomycetes; Tremellales; Bulleribasidiaceae
Product: armadillo-type protein
Exons: 14
Coding region: 1-2748 (915 amino acids)
Biological process (GO): protein import into nucleus
Cellular component (GO): nucleus; cytoplasm
Molecular function (GO): nuclear import signal receptor activity
Source: RefSeq, a predicted model, not a curated record
AUGUCGACCGAACACCUCAUGGGCGAGUUUGGAGGCGUGUUGGACGCUUUGAUGGCUCCGGCAGAAGCGCCCAGACAGGCCGCCGAGACAUACCUACGUGACUUGACAAUCGCUCAACCAGGGGAUGUCUUGCUGCUCCUUGCGCAGAUUGGCGCCCAGGGUGUCGGUGGCUUCCAGCUGGAUCACCGCUUCCUCUGCCUCAUCCUCCUCAAUCGACUCGCCUUCCGAACGCUCCCAGGUCUGUACCUCAACUCGACAGCUGGAAUCCCCUCCUCGCCAUUCGAUGUCAUCCCAGAACGGACGCGAGGGCGGAUAGAGACGGUGCUCUGCGCGGGACUGAAGGAUGAGAUGAAUGUGCGAAUGCGAAAAGGGCUGGGAACGUGUUGUGCGGGCUGGGCAGAGGAGUCAUCACGGCGUCAACGACCUGUACUACCGCUCCCACCGGUGCUCAUUGAGCUGACAGCCCGAAAAGAGUCGUUCCACCGCUUCACGCCAUAUCAGGUCAUGACGCUCUUCCCGACGCUUCUGAGCGAUUCGAUGACUUCGCCAUUACCGGCGGCGCAGUUCGCCCAGAUCCUGUUGGCGGGACUACACGAUGGGAGCGUGGACGUGCAGAUAGAGGCAUUCAAGGCGGUCGAAGCGGUCUUGUCGAGAGGUAUGACUAUUUCAGAGCGGAAAGAAGUCGGACCAGUGCUAGUCAAGGAAGCCCUUACAAUCCUCGAAAGAAUCCCCCGCGAUCUCCUCCACCUAGCUCUCCAACCCCUUGUGGACCUAGCAUGGGACCAUACCGUCCUCCUCCGACCUUCUACAGACCACCUCCUCCGGUUCAUGCCCGCCCUCAUCGCACCCCCUAAAUUUAAGGAUCACGCGUGGACCGCGUACCCCUUACCGCAGACGGCCGAGGAUGGCGGAGAGGAAUGGCUGGAAUAUGCCAAUCCCGCACAAGAGAUUUUGCUGGCGUUUGCGAAUGCGUACCCGUCGGCAGUGCGGGAUUGGGAUGCGGGCAGGCUAGUGCAGGAUUUGGUACCCAUGUUUGUGGGCAGGCUGGCGGCGGAGCUGGUCUGGGAGGGGGAAGAUCAGAGUGACUGGCUCAAGGAGGAAGAUGUCGAGAUUGGCGAGUACGAAGCGUCCAGCCCGCAGGAUGGGAUACAGCGACUUGCAUUCUCACUGGCCGAUCCUGCGAUCUUUGAGGCGAUGUUGGAACAGCUCAAAUUGGCAAUGAGCGCGGAGCCUAGCGAGUGGCAAGUGACAUGUGCGGGGUUGAUGUGCUUUGCGGCUGUUCUUGUCGAAUCGCCCUCGCCCAUACGAGAUAGACUGCAUGAGAUCAUCACAUUGAUAGCGAAGUGCGCUAGCCAUCCGCACUUCCGAGUGCGGUAUGCCUUCCUGCACUGUAUCGGCGAGAUCUGCCACACCGCCCGGACAGCAGUGACUUUCGGGAGCGAGCUCAUCGACCUCUGCCUGACCAAUCUCUCAGAUCCUAUCGAGCGCGUUCGAGCGCAAGCGACCACAACCCUGACAGAUAUCAUAUCGACUACGCCGGAUACUGGACCCGAGCCAUCGCCAUUUAACCUCCGCCAGAUCGUCGAGGCGCUGUGCAAUGCCUAUAAUGCCAGUCAGCCUUUUGUUAAAGAACGGAUAUUGGCGAGUCUGAGUGAUCUGGAGACGCGCGUGGUGGGGGAUGUGGACUUCGUUCGUGCAUUAGCGGAGUUCUAUCAUCGGAUUCUGCAGCAGAGCGGGGCACCGGCGAUGCGAAAGGUUGUUGGCCGGGCUAUCGAGUGCUCGACGGUGCCUAUGUUCGUCAAAGCACAGUACAAGCAUCCGGAACUAGGCCAGAAUCUCGUCAAACUAGCAGAGCUACUACUUCGUCAUCAGAACGAUAUCACGACAGACGACGACCCGCGAUCGAGAUACAUCAUCGAUGGCUGGAUGUCGUUCGCCAAAGCUAUCAAAAGCGACUUUGCCCCCUUCCUCCCUUUUGCCGUACCGCACGCCCUCAAACUCGCCUCUUACAACCCAGCCCGUUUUGCCCCGCGCCAGCAAGCCUCCUCGCUCACGGAAGAUACACCGGACGUCGAGGAAGAGCUGGAUGAUUGGGGAGAUAUACCUGAUUUGUACGAUAAAGCGGGAGCGAUGACCGCUUUGGCGACGUUUGGGUCAGAAUGCGGGAAGGCGAUGGUCGGGUGGGUAGGGGAGGGGAUGGGAUUGGGUGUGCAGGGUCUAGGAAGUCCGAGUCGGGGUGUCAGAUCGGCAUCUUGUGCGCUGAUACCGUCCAUGCUGUACGUGCAUAAAGAGGGCUCAAUACCGAUCGACGUCGAAUCCCUCCUCGUCACUUUACUCUCACAUACGACUCGCCAAGAAAAAGACGAAGAUACCGACUGGGACCAGCUCGCCAACCACAUUAAAUCCUUCACCGACUGUAUCCGCGUCAUUUCGAUCCCGCUCCCUCCACCCAUUCUUGACGCGUUUCUCGCGCUCCUCAGUCGGGUCGUCGGGUCCGUCGCGGAAUGUAUGGAGGUGCGGCGGGCGAUGGCGGAGGAAGAGGGUGUAGAGGAUGAGGAGGAGGAAGAGAGGGAGGUAUGGGAGUGGAAUGCGCUGUUGACAAGGGUGGAGGAGGCGCUGGAGGUUGUGUUGGAGCUGGAGAAGACGGUGGAGGGGGGGAUGAAGAGGCUGGAGGGGAUGGAAGAGCGGUGGCGGGCGGUCUUGGAGGGGUUGAAGAGGUUAAAGGCGGCGCUUGAUGCUAGGGCAUAG